Molecule: messenger RNA, 1736 nt
Organism: Electrophorus electricus (electric eel)
Lineage: Eukaryota; Metazoa; Chordata; Actinopteri; Gymnotiformes; Gymnotidae
Gene: rnaseh2b
Product: ribonuclease H2, subunit B
Biological process (GO): RNA catabolic process
Cellular component (GO): ribonuclease H2 complex; nucleoplasm
Source: RefSeq, a predicted model, not a curated record
GCCGCCAUUUUUGCGUGGUGCAACAACGCGUCAGUUUAAAUUCUGUUUUAGCUACAAGAUUGCGGACUAGAUAUGUUAGCUAUUUUAGGUUAGCUGUCUGGCUAAUCCCGUAAAAUGACAACCAAGAAGACGCGUUCUGUGCCUCCCAGUAAUGAUAGCUGGGUCGUCAUCGCUGCAGACUCGGCCCUCGAGUCAACGAAGACGCAUGACAGCGAACCGACGUUCGUUAAACUCAGGAAUCCGGCAACAGGUACCGCUUCUCAGUACCUGUUUAGUGGCGGAGACGUGCGGGUAUACGAGAUGAAGGCGUUUACCGAAGACUGCCGCUCAUGGUUUAUCGGCCAAACAGUACAGAGAGAUGGCAAACUGCUGUAUUUAACUCCUGUUGAUCCAAUCUUUUUGCUGUUGCCAUACAUGCAGAGUGAUGGAGUGGAGGGGAAGUUCCAGCCACUGCAGCAGAUGGUGAUGGAUGAACAUUAUCCAGGAUGCAUGCGGUUGCUAAAGUGCACCCAGGCUCUAGACUCUCUCCGUUAUGUGACAGAUGAGAAAAUGAUGGACAAUUUGAAGUUCCAUCGAUAUAAUCACGAGAAGACCAUGGAAUGGCUGAAGAAAAAGGUUUGGAAUACAGUGACAGCACUCAGAAACAGUGACAUUUCUGUAGGUGGAGGAGUGAAGUCCACCACAUAUGUCCGAGUUAAACAGGAAACUCUGGCCACUGAAGAAGACUACCUACGUUAUGCUCAUGGACUCAUCUCUGUGUAUAUUAGUGAGGAGCUAAGCAAAGACCUGCUCAAGCAUUUGCAGUUGCCUGAAAUAACCAGCCCUAAAGAAGUAGAGCCUCCUUCAAAGAAAAGGAAACUAUCAGAUAAACCAGUGGAGGCGGGAGAGGACUACACUAAAUUCAACAGUGCUGACUUCGUCCGAAAACCUCCUAAGAAGAUGACAGCAGCUCAGAAAACUCUGGCCAAAGUGGACAAAACAGGCAUGAAGAGCAUGUCUGCUUUCUUUAGCCCCAAAGUGAAACAGGAGAAGAAAUGAGUGUGUGCGCACGCGCAUAUGUUUUUAGUUAAUAAAGUUUUUUUUAAAAAUCAUGCAUUUAUUCUCACAUCUUUUUAAUGUUGUGGUGUAUGUCAAGUUUCAUUUAGACACAGAGCUUUUGUUUAGCUUCUGUGUCUCUUCCAGAAACCACAGGUAUUUUCAUGUGCUGAAAGUAUUUUUUGCUACAUCCUAAAGCUUGUUUCAAUUUAAGAUUAAUAUUAAACAUAAAAUACAGGUUAGUCCACAGAUUGGAACAGGUUGUUGUAAAUGAAUCUAGGUAUUGUCAUUUUAGUGUUUUAAAUGCCUUCAGGAGCAUUGACUGACUACUGUAGGACUAAAUGGUUUAAUGGUUUUAGCCUCGCUUUUGGUUAUUUGGUUGAAAUAAUAUCUUAAAUUGCUUAAUUUAAGAUAUUCUGAACAAUAAACAAACAUCUGGUUUGCUAGCAUAGAGAGGUCUUGUGUUGUAUUUUGAGUACAUGGUUUUAUUUGAUGCCAAUGUAAAGUGUUUCUAAUUGUAAUACAUAAUGCAUACAGCAAUCAGUAAUGUUGGCCAAAGCUAUAUAAAACCAUCUUCAUUUAUGCAUUGUUAAAACAUCUGCCACCUACUUAUUAGUUUCACUGUCUGUUAGCGGUUUCAUUUUUCUUAAGAAAUGGGAACUAGAUUAGUGAUGUGCAUCUGUUUCUUCUAGUGAAUUUUA